Molecule: messenger RNA, 6847 nt
Organism: Pan troglodytes (chimpanzee)
Lineage: Eukaryota; Metazoa; Chordata; Mammalia; Primates; Hominidae
Gene: ARHGEF18
Product: Rho/Rac guanine nucleotide exchange factor 18
Exons: 29
Coding region: 1613-4660 (1015 amino acids)
Biological process (GO): small GTPase-mediated signal transduction
Molecular function (GO): guanyl-nucleotide exchange factor activity
Source: RefSeq, a predicted model, not a curated record
AAGACACCUGCAUGCGCAGGGCUGAGGGGUGGGAGCAGGGCUCUCUGCCUCCAGAACCCCCAUCCUCUGGGCUCUUUUUAGGCCCCUAGAUUGGCCUGCAGCUGGGAGCAGAGUGGCAAGCAUGCAGGCAGGCAGUUGAGAAAGAGGAAGUCGAGGUGCUAUUGGGUCAUUCUGUGGUUAUCCCAGGCUCUACCCAGCCAGCGGUUCCCUUGGGCCAGCUCGAAACGCUGGCCGUAGGUCAUGGGAGCUGCAGGAGCUGUUAGCCAGGCUAGGUGCCUGCAGGUUGAAGAACUGAGCUCUAUCUGGCUCUGAGCCCAAGUCAUGUGUCCAGCCUUUUGACUCUGGAGCUGUGGCUUCAGCCACCAAGAGCAGCAGUGGAUCCUGGAAACCUGAGAACCCAGACUUCUUCUCUGCCAUGGGGGAUGAUCAGGCAGGAGGAUGAUUUUCCCAGGCGGCUCAGCGAGAGUAUGGAGGACCUCAGCCUGGAUUUGGGGGCCCUUCAGGGCAGCGAGUAUCUGCAGGACCUGGGCCUUGGGGCCCCUUCCCACAGCCAGCCUGGGGACACCCCAGACAGCCGCCCCACCGGUGAAGAACCAGGAAGGGAUUCUCUUUUCUCCAGCUUGGCAGGGUCCCAAGACCGGUCAAGGCGGCGCAGCUGGGAAAGGUCGCGGAGCUGCUCAGAGAGCUGGCGGAGGCUCAGCCUCGAUGCCUCAGCUGUGGAUGAGGAACCCUGUCUCCCCCGAACACUGGCCAGCCUUGCUUUGAACCUGCCAGGAGGAGGGCUGAAGACCUGGACUCAAGGGUGUCUCUCUGGGGGCGGGACCCCCGCAGAGAGCCCAGGCAAGGAAUGUGACAGCCCCAAGAAAAGAGGGAGGUCAAGGUCCGUUCCUGUGUCCUUCUAUGAGAUCCGCUCUCCGGAAAUCUCUCCGGGUUUGGAAGUGCCCACUCCACCUGUUCAAGGCCUGGAACCUCCAGUGCUGGAGUGCAUGGAAAAAGACCAUGUGGAACCAGAUCACGUGCUGAUUGUCCAGCAGGUGCUUCAAGAACUUCGACAGUACCAUGGGGCCCGGCAGAGGGCUUGCAUGUCAGCCAGCCCCGAAGGAGCCCACUCGAACCUGACCUGGUUUGAAUUCCUGUCGGAGAGCGAGGACGGUGCUGGCAAGAACGAGAAGAGUGACAAGAGUACCAGUGUGAAGCGCAGGCUGAGCUGCCUCCGCAGUCGAGUGACCAGGCAGAAGGAGAAGGGGAAGAGCCCAGCACAUCUAAAGGACAAGGGCCAGGAUGCACGAGAGAGGCGGGAGUGUGUCAAUGGGCACCAGCUGUUGCAAGGGACCUUCUCCGGCCCCUCCAGCUGCCCCCUGUGUGGAAAACCCUUCUUGAGCUCAGGAAAUGGAGCGAGAACGUCUUCUUGGAUAACGAGCUGCUGACCUCCAAGAUCCUGUCUGUGCUGCGGCCGCAGUCGGAGCGGGGCUUCCGCGCCGGGGACCUCCGCUACCCGACCCACUUUCUCAGCACCAACUCUGUCCUUGCCUCUGUCACAGCCUCGCUCAAGGAGCACCCCCGGGGCACCCUCCUGUCCGAUGGCAGCCCGGCCCUGUCCAGGAAUGUCGGUAUGACGGUCUCUCAGAAAGGGGGUCCCCAGCCAACACCGAGCCCGGCUGGCCCUGGGACGCAACUCGGACCAAUCACAGGAGAGAUGGAUGAAGCCGAUUCUGCAUUUUUAAAAUUUAAGCAGACAGCUGAUGACUCUCUGUCCCUUACAUCUCCAAACACCGAGUCCAUUUUUGUAGAAGAUCCCUACACCGCCUCGCUGAGGAGUGAGAUUGAGUCAGACGGCCACGAGUUUGAAGCUGAGUCCUGGAGCCUCGCCGUGGAUGCAGCCUACGCCAAGAAGCAAAAGAGGGAGGUGGUGAAAAGACAAGAUGUCCUUUAUGAGCUGAUGCAGACGGAGGUGCACCACGUGCGGACGCUCAAGAUCAUGCUGAAGGUGUACUCCAGGGCCCUGCAGGAGGAGCUGCAGUUCAGCAGCAAGGCCAUUGGCCGCCUGUUCCCAUGCGCUGACGACCUGCUGGAGACGCACAGCCACUUCCUCGCUCGGCUCAAGGAGCGCCGCCAGGAGUCCCUGGAGGAGGGCAGUGACCGGAAUUAUGUCAUCCAGAAAAUCGGCGACCUCCUGGUUCAGCAGUUUUCAGGUGAAAAUGGGGAGAGAAUGAAAGAAAAGUACGGUGUGUUUUGUAGUGGCCACAAUGAAGCUGUUAGUCAUUACAAGUUGCUGCUUCAGCAAAACAAGAAAUUUCAAAACUUGAUCAAGAAAAUUGGCAACUUCUCCAUCGUGCGGCGGCUUGGCGUGCAGGAGUGCAUUCUCCUGGUUACACAACGCAUAACCAAAUACCCAGUGCUGGUGGAGCGCAUCAUCCAGAACACGGAAGCUGGCACUGAGGACUAUGAAGACCUGACCCAGGCCUUGAACCUCAUCAAAGAUAUCAUCUCACAAGUGGACGCCAAGGUCAGUGAGUGUGAGAAGGGCCAGCGCCUCAGGGAGAUCGCAGGGAAGAUGGACCUGAAGUCUUCCAGCAAACUCAAGAACGGGCUCACCUUCCGCAAGGAAGACAUGCUUCAGCGGCAGCUCCACCUGGAGGGCAUGCUAUGCUGGAAGACCACAUCAGGGCGCUUGAAAGAUGUCCUGGCCAUCCUGCUGACCGACGUACUUUUGCUGCUACAAGAAAAAGAUCAGAAAUACGUCUUUGCUUCUGUGGACUCAAAGCCACCCGUCAUCUCGUUACAAAAGCUCAUCGUGAGGGAAGUGGCCAACGAGGAGAAAGCGAUGUUUCUGAUCAGCGCCUCCUUGCAAGGGCCGGAGAUGUAUGAAAUCUACACGAGCUCCAAAGAGGACAGGAACGCCUGGAUGGCCCACAUCCAAAGGGCUGUGGAGAGCUGCCCUGACGAGGAGGAGGGGCCCUUCAGCCUGCCCGAAGAGGAAAGGAAGGUGGUCGAGGCCCGCGCCACGAGACUCCGGGACUUUCAAGAGCGGUUGAGCAUGAAAGACCAGCUGAUCGCACAGAGCCUCCUAGAGAAACAGCAGAUCUACCUGGAGAUGGCUGAGAUGGGCGGCCUCGAAGACCUGCCCCAGCCCCGAGGCCUAUUCCGUGGAGGGGACCCAUCCGAGACCCUGCAGGGGGAGCUAAUUCUCAAGUCGGCCAUGAGCGAGAUCGAGGGCAUCCAGAGCCUGAUCUGCAGGCGGCUGGGCAGCGCCAAUGGCCAGGUGGAAGACGGAGGCAGCUCCACAGGCCCGCCCAGGAGGGCUGAGACCUUCGCGAGCUACGACUGCACAAACAGCCCCACCAAGAAUGGCAGUUUCAAGAAGAAAGUCAGCAGCACUGAUCCCAGGCCCCGAGACUGGCGAGGCCCCCCAAACAGCCCGGACUUGAAGCUCAGUGACAGUGACAUUCCUGGGAGCUCUGAGGAAUCGCUGCAGGUGGUGGAGGCGCCAGGCACGGAAUCCGAUCCCCGUCUGUCCACCGUCCUGGAGUCGGAGCUUGUCCAGCGGAUCCAGACACUGUCCCAGCUGCUCCUGAACCUUCAGGCGGUAAUCGCCCACCAGGACAGCUAUGUGGAGACGCAGCGGGCUGCCAUCCAGGAGCGGGAGAAGCAGUUCCGGCUGCAGUCGACGCGUGGGAACCUGCUGCUGGAGCAGGAGCGGCAACGCAACUUCGAGAAGCAGCGGGAGGAGCGCGCGGCCCUGGAGAAGCUGCAGAGCCAGCUGCGGCAGGAGCAGCAGCGCUGGGAGCGCGAGCGCCAGUGGCAGCACCAAGAGCUGGAGCUUGCGGGCGCGCGGCUGCAGGAGCGUGAGGGCGAGGCGCGGCAGCUACGCGAGCGGCUGGAGCAGGAGCGGGCCGAGCUGGAGCGCCAGCGCCAGGCCUACCAGCACGACCUGGAGCGGCUGCGCGAGGCCCAGCGUGCCGUGGAGCGUGAGCGGGAGCGCCUGGAGCUGCUGCGCCGCCUCAAGAAGCAGAACACCGCGCCAGGCGCGCUGCCACCCGACACACUGGCCGAGGCCCAGCCCCCAAGCCACCCUCCCAGCUUCAACGGGGAAGGGCUGGAGGGCCCUCGGGUGAGCAUGCUGCCGUCCGGCGUGGGGCCAGAGUACGCAGAGCGCCCCGAGGUGGCUCGCCGGGACAGCGCCCCCACCGAGAGCCGGCUGGCCAAGAGCGAUGUGCCCAUCCAGCUGCUCAGCGCCACCAACCAGUUCCAGAGGCAGGCGGCCGUGCAGCAGCAGAUCCCCACCAAGCUGGCGGCCUCCACCAAGGGUGGCAAGGACAAGGGCGGCAAGAGCAGGGGCUCUCAGCGCUGGGAGAGCUCAGCGUCCUUCGACCUGAAGCAGCAGCUGCUGCUCAACAAGCUCAUGGGGAAAGAUGAGAGCACCUCACGGAACCGCCGCUCACUGAGCCCUAUCCUGCCCGGCAGACACAGCCCUGCGCCCCCACCAGACCCUGGCUUCCCCGCCCCAAGCCCACCACCAGCUGACAGCCCCUCCGAGGGCUUCUCUCUCAAGGCCGGGGGCACAGCCCUCCUGCCCGGGCCGCCAGCCCCCUCGCCACUGCCGGCCACGCCACUCAGCGCCAAGGAGGACGCCAGCAAAGACGACAUCAUCUUCUUCUGAAAGGGCCGCGACUCAAGGUGCAAGGCCCCUCCCAGCCCUGCUCACCCUUCCUGCUCUCUGGGGACCCCCAUGGGGUCACCAUGCCCACCCAGCUGUCCCCUCCUCUUCCCUAGCAAACCACCGAUGACCGCCUGGCAGGGGCCGGCCUGUCGGUGCUCUGGGCCUCGCAGCUGUUUCUGUAGGGUUAGCGGUGGUGCCGGGGUCACUUUCUGAAUCUCUCUUUUUUUUUUUUUCUCAAAAAGGAAAGUUUUUAAUGGAAAGUUGAGCCAGAACUAAACCAGGGAGCUGUCUGAAAUCAUAGCACCCCAUCCGGGUGGCAGGGAGAUCAACUCCGAGCUGUUUUUCCGAGGCAGUGAGGAAUGGUGCCGGCUCUGCACGGAGCUGAGGACAGGACAGACCUUGCUUUGAGAAGGAGCUGCCGGCCGGGGCCACGCUCCACCACCGCCGCGCGACAGUGGAGCCAAGGGUUAGGGCACCAGGAGGGGCCAGGUGGCGUCGGCAGCAUCUGUCCCCAGAAUCAGGCAAAAUCCACUUCCCAAACAGAGCCCCACGCAGGUUCACCGUGAACCUCAGGGCCAGGGAAUGAGCGAGGCACGGGGGCAUGGGCAGAGAGGGCCACGGGGCAGGGCCCACUGAGGGAACAUCAGUGGCCCUCCAGUCAGGUUCUGUGGGUUUGGAAGCCCAUCGUGAAAGGGGCUGACCUUUGCCCCUUUUUACUUGGCAUUGGUUUUGAAACCAGCUGUUUCCCAAACUCUGCUUCCCAAGGGCAACCGUUGCUGUUCACACGCUCAGCCUGUCUGGGGGAGCGGGCCUCUAGCUUCAGCCAGGGCGGGUACACACCCUGGGCACAGGGUCCUCAGCCCCCGGGAAAUGAGCUCCCAGGGCUGGCGUCCCACCUUCCAGGUGGGGGCUGGCACAUCACAGACUGUCGAGAGCGCCAUGUCCCAGGGCAUGCAGAGGAAGCACCUAGAGACGUUGCAGCAAGUGGACAAGUGGCCGCUGUGCGGGCCCCUCGCUUGUAGUGAGUUGUUGCAGCUCACGGUCCGUCCCCUGGAGGGGUGGAGGAAGGAGGUGUUGGGCAGCGUCAAAGGUGCUGGGACAUCCCAGGGUGGUGAGAUCCAUCCAUGAUCCGGCUCCGGUGGAGAAAGGGCCCAUGUCAAGCCUUGUUCUGUACCCCAAGCAUUGGUGGCAGGACUGGGUCCUGGCUGAUCGUCCUUGUUCCCAGUGGGGUACAUGUGAGCCCCUGCCAGGGCCAAGUCCUUCUCCCGAACCCAGGGUCCUGGGAACUGCAGAUCCUGGGGGGAUUCAGCCCUUCUCCCACUGUGUUGGCAGAGGCACUCCUGUGACGCUGCAUACAGUGAACAGGGACAUUCCCGCCACUUGGGGACAGACGGGCACAGGGGAGGGGAAACUCCAUCAGGAAGUGCUCCCCUGGGCAGAGGCGCCCACUGGGUGCUGUGGGCUCAGGAGGGGGCGGGGCAGGAGCUGGUGCCAACCGGGAACCAGAGCCCCACAGCCAUACAGCCCAUUGGUGACAAGGUCCUGAGAACACAGUGAGUGGCCAGGUGUCCCCAGGCUCCUGGCCCCUCCGACGACCUCAACUCUGCCCAGCCCGGUCCCUGGCCAUCAGCAACGCUGUCCGCACCCCGUCAGAUCCCAUGUGUGCCAUGUUUAUCAUCAGUGUUUUGUAUUUUUGUACUGAGUAUGGGAGCACUUUACAGAAGCUGACUGUACAUUCCUGUUCUGUUGUGACGAGAACAUUCCCAGACCCUGGCACCCUCCUGAGCCGGCAUGUGCCGGUCCAGCCCCCGAGAUGCCACAAUUCCUUGGAUGGGGGAGAAGUUCAAGGAAUUUCUGCUCGGCCACGCGGUGGGAACCCCGCGUCCCCGCCAUGUGGCAGAGGGGUCUCAGUCGUGCCAGGCAUCGGGCGGCAGCGCCAACAGCCCUUCCCUCGCCAGUGCCCCUCGGCCACUCCUGGGGUGGAGCCCGAUUUUAUUUGUAAAGUUGACAGUCGAGCAAAUGUUCAUAUUUUCAUGGGAUCUGCACACGUCUUUGUCAGUUGUGGUCAUGAUCUUAGUCACCUGCUAAUUAUUUUUACAAUGAUUACAACAUUUCCUCACUGCGGGAUAUUUCUGACCCGCUUUAGAACUUAAGACCUGAUUCUAGCAAUAAACGUGUCCAAGAUGA